CAGGCAGGCAGUAUCUGCAGCUAUCAGCUGGAGCGGCGGGGCUGAGCUAAGCUGAGCUGUGUGUCCGAAGUUACCCCAGUUUUAGGACCCACGAGGCCGGGGUUAGUCUCGGUUUUGAGGUCUGAGGACUGAAGUGUAUUUUUUAUUUAACAAACAUUCUCUCAAAUCCCUGGUGCCUAUUCUUCCCCUUACAAUUUCCUCCCCUUUAUUAUCGGGCUUGAGUGAGAGGAAGGGAGAAAGGAGCGAGUUUCCCCCCGUUUUUUAAUCCAGGAGGAAUGAGUUAUACAGUCUGAGAGGAGACCACCACCAUCCGCCUGACCGACACAACAAAAUGGAGUGUAAAGAUUUUGGCUCUGACCUGGAUAAAAAUGGACUGCGCCCGGCAGAAACCUAUCCCCCGGCAUCUCCAGACGUACAUCCGAUUAUAACCAACACUGAAGAAGAGAAGACCCCCACAAAAACAGAUGCCAGCACGCCAGUUAAAAAGAAUGCUGAACGAAAAGCCUCUUCAGCUCCAAGACCAGAUGUUGUUCCAAAGUCUCCUGCAACACCGAGGGCAAAUAACAGUCCUCAAAGAAAAAAAGAUGCAGUGAAGUCAGAGGACAGGCAGAAACUGGCGAAGGAGAGGAGAGAGGAAAGAGCUAAAUAUCUUGAAGAGCGCAGCCAUCUUCAAGCUGCUAAGAAGUCAGAAUGGCUGGAGAAGGAGGAACGGGCACGACAGCUGCGAGAUCAGCAGUUACAGGAACGCAAGAAGAGGCUAGAGGAGCAAAGGAUAAAGGCUGAGAAACGCAGGGUUGCCCUGGAGGAGAGACAGAAACAAAAACUGGAGAAAAACAAGGAACGCUACCAAGCUGCCAUCCAGAGGUCUACAAAGAAGACUUGGGCUGAGAUUCGCCAACAGAGGUGGUCCUGGGCCGGAGGGCUGAGUGCCAACUCAAGUCAGAGCCAAAGCCGGUGCUCUAUCUCAGCGGUCAACCUGCCAAAACAUGUGGACUCUGUUCUAAACAAGCGCCUCUCCAAAUCCUCCGCCACCCUCUGGAACUCUCCCAGCAGAACUCGUCGGUUGGAGUUAAGUCCUUGGGAAAGUAGCAUUGUGGACCGCCUGAUGACACCCACUCUUUCCUUCCUGGCACGGAGUCGCAGUGCUGCCAGUGUGCUCAACAACAGCAAAGACUCUCAAUCACCAGUGUGUCCUCGUUCAGCCUCAGCGAGCCCACUCACGUUGUGUUCCCACCGGCCCCACCGAUGCUCUGAACGCUGGAGAGUCACAGCCAGCACCCCUGACAUCACCCAGCGCAACCGCAGACGAGACUCCACACCUAUUGAUAAAAAUAAGAAAGAGAAAAAAGACAAAGAGCGUGAGAAUGAAAAGGAAAAGAGUGCCAUCACCAAAGAGAAGGUGCUGAAAAAGAGACAGUCUUUGCCAUCAAUCAAAACCAGAACUGAAUCCAGUCCUAGUCCCAGUCCCUUGUCAAGACGGGCUGCCUCUCCAGUCACACCCAAAAAUAAGACUGCCUCACCCAUCACGCCCAAAGGUAGGGCUUCCUCCCCCCGACCUUCAUCAGCCCUGGUCAGCCCCAGCACUCCUAAACCUCGACCCAAGAGGGCACGGACGCCUGCCCGAGUGGAGACACGCACCCAUUCACCUGCUGCUGUAGAGCGAGCCCAAGACAGCCACAGACCAGCCAGGCCUGACAACACCAAAGCCUCCUCUCCAAUCCCGUCAGUUGUUUUAACAACCGUUCCUGACACACCACCCUCCACGGACGCACCUGUCACGGCCGCCAUCACCUCCUCUGUUACUGAGAAAUCUCUGGCCAACUCCAGCAUUCCGCUGACUUCUCCAGCUCCCUCUCCUGCCAAGCCCAUGGCUGGAACCAGUGACCCAGAGGAGGCUGCACGUAUUUUGGCCGAAAAGAGACGGCAGGCCCGAGAGCAGAGGGAGAGGGAGGAGCAGGAAAAGCGUGAGCAAGAGGAGAAAGAAAGGCUUGAGCGGGAGGAGCGGUUAGUGCGGGAGGCCGAGGAACGGAAGCGCCGGGAGGAGGAGGCGCGGCUCAUGGCAGAGCAGCAAAGGCUGAGAGACGAAGCCCAGCGUCUGCAGCAGGAGAAAGAAGCACAAGAGAGAGCAAGAGCAGAACAGGAGGAGAAUGAGCGCCUCCAGAGACAGAAAGAGGAGGCUGAAGCAAAGGCCCGAGAGGAGGCAGAGCGACAGCGUCUGGAGAGGGAGAAGCACUUCCAGAAGGAGGAGCAGGAGAGGCUGGAGAGGAAGAAGCGCCUGGAAGAGAUCAUGAAAAGGACACGCAAAACAGACACAGGAGAAAAGAAGGACAUUAAAUCUUCCACUCCUUCCCAAAUCAAUGGUGGAAAUUCCAAACCUGAAUCUGAGAGCAUAAAAGCAUCAGCUGAAUACCAUCCAGAGGUCAGGCUGAAUAGCCAAUCACAAAGUGGCAUGAAAGAGAGUUCUUCAUGCCUUGUGAUGAAUGGUGUCCAGCCCUUCAAACAUGAGAACGGCCUGUCUUCAGGGGGCGAGACAUCCCACUUUGAAGAGAUCCUCCAGCUCUCAAAUCACAGCAGCAGUAGUGGUGGUGGGAGGGAGAAGUCAGAGGCUGAUCUCCCUGGUGAGCCAAUUGUGUCUUUUGAUAGUGGGAACUCAUUCCUGAAGAAAACAGGCCCUCUAAAGCCUCAGCAUGUUGCAGAGGUCCUGUGAGAAACACUGCUGUUAGAUGGAGACGAGCCUUAUCUGCCUGGCUCCAACACUCUGCCUGAGGGUCCUCGUGUGAUGAAGCACAGCCUGGCCAGAGCCGAGCCAAUCUAAUCACUGACUGCUGUUUAGAUUGUACUGAGCAUUGCCACAGUCAGAAGCCUCUACUGGGCAAAAGGGUGUGAUUACAAGAAGCUGCUCCGCAGUCAAGCUUAACUAAACAAACCUUCACCUCCCACCAAGGUGUAUCUGCAUCACUAUUUAUGAAGAACCCACUGAGAAGUCUUGCACCUUAUGGCAGACAGCUUCAUGCAUCUUAGUAAUCACCACAGAAAAAAGAUUUAAACACACAAGAGAAAAAAACAUGAUUUAUGUCUGUCUUUCUUAUCAUCAUGGGUUUAAAUGAGAAGUGCUUUGCCUUUUUUGUUUUUAAUGUUUAGUUAUUUAAUGUGAUGAGAAUUGUAACUACUGGGUACAGCUGUAUGUGAAUAAUGUAAAUUGGAGUACAGGAGGAGGAGGUUUGUGGAAUAAAACUGAAUGAAAGGGAA
Messenger RNA from Astyanax mexicanus (Mexican tetra), 3249 nucleotides. RefSeq names its product MAP7 domain containing 1a (gene map7d1a). The record is from RefSeq and is a predicted model, not a curated record. Bases 332 to 2707 code for a protein of 791 amino acids. Lineage: Eukaryota; Metazoa; Chordata; Actinopteri; Characiformes; Acestrorhamphidae. Gene Ontology annotation, biological process: microtubule cytoskeleton organization. Gene Ontology annotation, cellular component: microtubule cytoskeleton. The transcript is spliced from 19 exons.